Molecule: messenger RNA, 2241 nt
Organism: Colias croceus (clouded yellow)
Lineage: Eukaryota; Metazoa; Arthropoda; Insecta; Lepidoptera; Pieridae
Product: mitochondrial intermediate peptidase
Exons: 13
Coding region: 155-2224 (689 amino acids)
Biological process (GO): peptide metabolic process
Cellular component (GO): mitochondrion
Molecular function (GO): metalloendopeptidase activity
Source: RefSeq, a predicted model, not a curated record
GACAUUUCCAUUUAUUUUGAGAAAAUAGCGGAUUUUAGAAAGAAUUCGAUUAUAGCAAAAUAAAAUAAAUUUAAUCAAUUUUAUAAAAUAAAAUAUAUCCGUACUUUACAAUUAUUAUAUAGUGUUAUAAUUUAUAUAAGGAAAUAAAUACAAGAUGAAACUUAUAAAGCCAAUAUGGAAAAUAGGUAGGAGAAGUGUCAGCACCUGGUCUCCAUUAGCCACAGCCUUCAAUACAAGACCAGUACAUAGACCUAUAUUUGACUCAUUGAGAGAGAGAACUGGUCUCUUCAGCAAACCAGAGCUUACAAGUUUCGAGGGUUUCUACACACUCAAAGAGCAAGCUAUAGCAGCCACAGACAGGCUAAUAGAAGAAGCAACAACAAACCCCACACGGCCCAUGGUGGAGAUAUUCGAUGAGCUCUCCGACACACUGUGUAAAGUGGCAGAUCUAGCUGAGUUUAUCAGGAUAGCGCACCCACAACCACACUUUGCGAGUGCGGCUGAAGAUGCCUGUAUCAGUGUUAGUGGUGUAGUGGAAAAAUUAAACACACACAAAGGAUUAUAUGAAGCAUUAAGAGACUCAGUUAAAAGAGGUACUUCAGGGGACAAGCACUUAGCGGAACUGUUUCUAUUUGACUUUGAACAGAGCGGCAUACAGUUAGAGGAGAAUGCUCGGCGUGAGGUUGUUGCGUUGAAUGAUCUGAUAUUACAGACGGGACAGCAGUUCAUGGCUGGUGCAGCGAAGCCUAGACGAGUGCCGAGAUCGGUUGUGCCACAGAAUGUUAGGCAAUUUUUCACAACAGAGGGCGAAGACGUGAUAGUGAGCGGCGUGUACGCGGAGUGCGGGGAAGCGGCUGCGAGAGAAGCGGCCUACAGAUUAUACCUCGCUCCAGAUAUAAGACAGGAACAGUUGCUAAGCGCUACACUACGGGCGAGGCAUCGGCUCGCCCAGCUGUGCGGUUUUGAUAGUUAUGCUGAUAGAGCUAUAAAAGCCAGCACAAUGGAGAAUUCGCCAAAUGUACGCGAAUUUCUUGAUAUAUUGUCAGAUAAUCUUCAUGAUCGGGCUAACGCUGAUUUUGAGGCAAUGGCGCGAAUGAAGCGGCAGGAAUCUCCGUAUCAGGAAAAAUUAAUGUGCUGGGAUACGCCAUACUUUACUCAUAAAGCAAAAACACAGCUACUCAACGUUGCCAAUUCAGAUUUCAGCCCAUAUUUCUCACUAGGAGGAUGUAUGGAAGGUCUGAAUAUGCUGUGUCAAGAAUUAUAUGGAAUUACUUUAAAAUCAGAAGAAAUGUUGCCAGGUGAAUCUUGGGCACCUGAUGUGUACAAAUUGGCAGUGGUCCACGAAACAGAAGGUCUCUUGGGGCACAUUUACUGUGAUUUGUAUGAGAGAGCAGGAAAACCACACCAAGAUUGCCACUUUACUAUUCAAGGAGGAAAAUUGUUACCUGAUGGAAGUUAUCAGAAUCCAAUAGUAGUGAUAAUGCUAUCGCUGAGUGGGGGUCACCGCGGCGGGCCGGCGCUGCUGAGCGCGGGCGCGGUGGACAACCUGUUCCACGAGGCGGGCCACGCGCUGCACUCCAUGCUGGGCCGCGCGCCGCACCAGCACGUGGCCGGCACGCGCUGCGCCACCGACCUCGCCGAGCUGCCCAGCGUGCUCAGCGAGCACUUCGCCUCCAGCCCGCAGGUGGUCCGUCGCUUCGCGCGGCACUUCCAAACGCGCGAGCCGAUGCCGGAGCACAUGCUGCAGCGGCUCUGCGCCUCCAAGUAUUUGUUCGGCGCUAGCGAGAUGCAGCUGCAGGUGUUCUACUCAGUGCUGGACCAGCUGUACCACGGGCCGGCGGGCGCGGAGGGCAGCACCACGGACGCGCUUAAACACGCGCAGCAACAUUAUUACGGGCUGCCCUAUGUUGAGAAUACGGCGUGGCAGCACCGCUUCAGUCACUUAAUAGGCUACGGCGCGAAGUACUACUCAUAUUUAAUAUCGCGCGCACUCGCGUGGAGCGUGUGGCGACAGAACUUCGAGGCACGUCCGCUCAGCCGCGCGGCCGGCGACCGACUGCGGACCGCGGUGCUGCGGCACGGCGGCGCGGUGGAGCCGCAGAUCCUACUCCGAGAUUACCUGGGCAUGGAAAUCACCCCUCGAGCGAUGGCUUCCGCUCUAAUAGACGAGCUUGACUACCACAAGGAUCAUUUGGACACUUUACUUAAAACCCUAGAGAAAUAAAUUGUUUGAAUGAUAUG